CCCUCUUUGCAUUUUAUUUGCAGAGAUGAUGUUUUCGUCUGCAGGCAAGCGCUGCUUCACGAUAGAGUCUCUGGUCGCUAAAGAGAACCCUCUAACAGCAGAGGAUCCCAUCCGCCCGACGGCUUUAAGUUACUCCAACCCGACUACAGAUGCCUUAAUGAACAGUUACCAGGCUCCACCACCGGCCAGGUCCCUCUACCAGAGCCCGGACCUGGUGUUCCCGGAGACGAUGAACCACCCCUCACUCACCGUGGCUCCUCACCAGCUCGGAGGAUCCCACCUACAGCAUCCGCACUUCUUUGGGACGCAACACCGAGACCCGCUCAACUUUUACCCCUGGGUGUUACGGAACAGAUUUUUUGGACACAGAUUUCAAGGUAACGACGUGUCCCAGGACAGCCUGCUCCUCCACGGCCCUUUCGCCAGGAAACCCAAACGCAUCCGGACGGCCUUCUCUCCCUCCCAGCUCCUCCGGCUGGAAAGAGCCUUCGAGAAGAACCACUAUGUGGUCGGAGCCGAGAGGAAACAACUGGCCAACAGCCUGAGUUUAUCUGAAACGCAAGUGAAGGUGUGGUUCCAGAACAGGAGGACCAAGUACAAGCGACAGAAGCUGGAAGAGGAGGGACCAGACAGCCAGCAGAAGAAGAAGGGGAACCACCACAUCAACAGAUGGCGUAUCGCCACCAAGCAGACCAGCUCCGAGGACAUAGACGUGACCUCAGAGGACUAAAUCUGCGGUCCAGCCUCUGACAAUGCUGCCCUAUCCCUGCGUCCGCUUGUGACGCAUCAGAGGACCAAUACUAUUUAUUAUGUAAUAUUAUUAAGUAUAAUUAGACACAUUAGAGGACGACUCAAGGACUUAAUAUGUGAUCACUGCUCAUCUCUUCAUCAAGGUGCUAUACUCUGUGACACUGGGAGGGGGGGGGGCAUCUUAUUUAAUGAAAUCUCUUCUGAUUGUCUCUGGAUGCGGAGAGAUUCUGUCAUCAUUUGAUCAUUUUGGUUGUGUGACAGCCAAACAUGAAGAGACAUGACACCCUCUACCAUGGUGUUUUUGUUGGGUUUUUUAAAAUUGUACAUAGACCAGUGAAGGUUAUGUGUUUCAUGAAAGCUGUUUUUUUGUGGGGGGGGGUUACCACUUGCUUAGGUCAUUAACACUUCAUCGCUCACCCUACUCCACCACCUGUGUACCACGUUAAUUUAAAUUUCUCCUCACUUACAAGAAGGAGAUGACGCACAGUACGAAUCCACCCGGUGAGUCGGAGGACGCGCUCGGUGACAGACCGGAAGAACAAAAAAAACAACGUAAAGGAGCACGCAUCAAAAGAAGACGAAAAGAUCCUGCAUGAUUUUAUUCCCACUUUCACGCCUUCGAAGCCGUCUCGGCGCUUUGUUACACCUCCUAAUGAAGAUUCUUCACAGUAAUGUGACUCUUGGCCAGCUGUGCAUGACUCUGGGACAGAUGAGAAGCUGUAGAGACCUCUGGUGUUCGGGUUAACUUGAGCUGCAUAGUACAAGUUCACAGCUUCGUGCUUCUUCUGCCAUGGCACAUUUGUGAUCGUGAAUGUGUGCAGAUUUCAUCCAGCGCUGUGUGUAGUGCAAAAACGUAAUAUGACCGGAACACGGUUGUGCGAGCGGAACGUGUAAUUACAGAAAGAUGUUUUAGAAAUAAAAGUAAAAAUUAUUUCUCUGAUGGGAUAGGCAAUUUUUUUUGUGUGUAACUCAAGUGUUUUCUUUUUAAACUUCAGAUACUGCAAGAUUACAUUCCAUUACAGCCAUUGCAGUUGCAGAUUUGAUUUAUUACGUCUUACUUUCAAACUCGAGGUGCAUGCAAGUGAUGGGAAUGAAAACCCGGCAAUACUGGAGCACAAAUGAAGGAUUUUACUGUGUUUUUUUGCUGUAAGCUGCAGCAAAUCUGACACUUUAAGAAGUUUUAAUUGCUGGUUAGGUGGGUGGUGCAAUCCAACAUCCCUUUAAGGUGGUUUCUCUUUGAGAUUGAUGUGUCAGGAAUGUUGUCGGACAGCUGCACAGGUGUCAGGUGUGUUACCCAUCAGUCUGUAUUUCCUAUGAAUUCCAGCAGAAAUAGCACAGAAAUCAUUCCCAUCCAGAGGCUGAAAUUCCUGGAAAAAAAGGAGGGAAAGUAGUUGGUAUUGUGCAGAAGCCUUUUCACCAACUGCCACAGUAAUCACCUGUCAAAGGAAACGGAAGGAGCCUCUGCCUAAUGACCCCGAGGCUUUAGAGAUGAGCCCUGACGGCUGACCCUGAUGACUUGUUUUGUAAGCUAAGAGGCAAUGGAGACGUACGAGUAAAAUGCACUGCAGUAGUGCUCACUUUUUUUCUUUUCUUGUGUUUUUUUAACAACGGUGCACAAUACAUCAGACAUCUGGAGGUGUAAAGGGGCCAUAUGUUUUGUUUUGAGUUCCAGGAUAUCCUAUACUCACUGCAGGUGCAAAUACAUUGUAAGAGACAUUGAGCAUUUCUCAUUAUCUAAAUAAACACAAUCAAAUGGG
Molecule: messenger RNA, 2507 nt
Organism: Oreochromis aureus
Lineage: Eukaryota; Metazoa; Chordata; Actinopteri; Cichliformes; Cichlidae
Gene: emx1
Product: empty spiracles homeobox 1
Exons: 4
Coding region: 26-730 (234 amino acids)
Biological process (GO): central nervous system development; neuron differentiation; brain development
Molecular function (GO): DNA binding; DNA-binding transcription factor activity, RNA polymerase II-specific
Source: RefSeq, a predicted model, not a curated record